CCCGGGGGACGGCAGCAGCUUCUGAUGGUCAUCCAGUCAACUCACGUCAGUCUCUCAGUUCACGCGUAUAAAUGUGUUGUAGGAAGUGAUCUCAAGACACCUGGUUAAUAGUAUAAGCGUCCAGACCAAGUGUUCCAGCGCGGGGAAUCAGUCGCCCGAUACACUGCCAUGGCUAUUGUCACCCAUCUGAAGGCCAGCUGGAGAACUCUGGUUGUUGUCGCAACCCCACUAGUUCUAUCUCCACUCAUCUUCCCUGGGACGACUUCGGUGUCCAAGUGUGGCUUUUCUCUGGUACUGAUGGGCGUGUUCUGGUUGACGGAGGCACUUCCUCUGCCGGUCACGGCUCUUCUUCCGGUUCUACUUUUUCCACUGUUGGGCAUAGUUCCUUCUAAAGACGUGUCACGGUUUUACAUGACGGAUAUAAACGUUCUGCUAAUGGGAGGUUUGUGUGUUGCCAUGGCUAUAGAAGAAUGCAACCUGCACAAGCGCUUUGCCUUGAGAUUGUUAUUGUUCCUCGGAGUACAACCACGACGACUGAUGUUAGGUUUUAUGCUGGCCACCGGUGUACUGUCGAUGUGGAUCAGUAACACGGCGUCCACCGCCAUGAUGUUACCGGUUGCCCGGGCUCUGUUUGCAAGGCUUAUUGUCCUGAAGAGGAGGAGGGAAGCGGGGAAGCAGUCUCGCGAAGCGAUAAUGGUUGACAGCACUGAACAUUCUGAAUUGAUGGUGAAAGAGCUGCCGGAAGACUCGGCAUACGUGGAGGAAGACACAAGUCGAGAUCCUGCUGUGACGGAGGAUGAGGUGGACUUCAACCACCUGGACACGGAGUCUCUGGGCCUUCUGAAAGCCCUAUGUCUGUGCGUGUGUUACUCAGCCAACUGUGGGGGAGUAGGGACACUCACCGGGUCGGCCCCGCAGCUGGUGCUGAAGGGACAGAUAGACAGUAUAGACGGCGGUCGGGGCACGUUGACCUUCACCUCCUACAUGGUGUACGCCUUGCCACUGUCAGCCAUCUGCCUAGUGUGUGUGUGGGUGCUCCUGCAGAUCACCUGCUUCGGAUUCAGGAAAACAUUUUGCUGCCAAAAAUCAGAAAAUGCCGAAGACGACAAGGAAAUAAGAAACCUUAUAAAGAAGGAUUACAUAGCUCUUGGUCCGUUGAGUUUUGCAGAAUGGAUUGUGAUGAUCCACUUCAUUGUGCUGGUACUACUGUGGCUGACUAGGAAGCCGGGGUUCUUCACUGGAUGGUCACAUGUUUUCCUGGACGGCUAUUUGAGUGACUCUGUUCCUGCUGUGAUGGUAACCUGCAGCCUGUUCAUCUUUCCACGACGAAGACCAAAUGUUCUGUUCUUUAGGAGGAAAGGAGAUAACAGUGAACCAGUAUCACAAGAGUCAAUCUUACAGUGGUCCACGGUGAGUUCAAGGUUCCCCUGGGGCGUUCUUCUGUUGCUGGGGGGAGGGUUCGCUCUAGCUGAUGCCUGUCAGAAGUCUGGCAUGUCCCGAGCAGUGGCCGAGCAGCUGGUCUUUGUUAAAGCCAUGUCUCCGACUGUAGCAGGGAUCGUGGUCACGCUUAUCUCGGGUGUGGGCACGGAGUUUAUAGCCAACACAGUCGUCGCAACUCUACUGUUACCAAUAAUCUCUGAAGUGGCGCGCAGUAUGGUCGUCCAUCCCAUGUACUUCAUGCUUCCUGCCACCAUAGUGACGUCAUGUGCAUUUAUGUUGCCAGUGGCAACCCCUCCUAAUGCUAUAGCAUUUGCUGGUGGCGACAUCCGGGUCAUCGAUAUGGUAAAGAGUGGCUUCCUCAUAAAGAUCGUCACUAUGCUGUGUGUGAUACUAUCAGUCAACACGUGGGGAAUGGCGUACUUCCAACUUCAUCAGGUCCCGGCAUGGUUUGGGCCAGUCACCGAAUCUUACAACACGUCAUUCGUCCUGCAGACUGUCAACACCACUGUGAACACGCUUCUAUAAUACCCACCUCCAGCACCUCCACCAGCACCUCCACCACUACCAACUAUCAACCUCAAACUGCUACCUUGUCGUUGUGCCUUCUAUCUGUGUUCAUGUGGCCGUGAUGAUGAUACUGGGGAUCUACCUAGGAAUGUUCAUGUGGCCAUGAUGAUAAUACUGGGGAUCUACCUAGGAAUGUUCAUGUGGCCAUGAUGAUGAUACUGGGGAUCUACCUAGGAAUGUUCAUGUGGCCAUGAUAAUACUGGAGAUCUACCUAGGAAUGUUCAUGUGGCCAUGAUAAUACUGGGGAUCUACCUAGGAAUGUUCAUGUGGCCAUGAUAAUACUGGAGAUCUACCUAGGAAUGUCCAUGUGGCCAUGAUGAUGAUACUGGGGAUCUACCUAGGAAUGUUCAUGUGGCCAUGAUGAUAAUACUGGGGAUCUACCUAGGAAUGUUCAUGUGGCCAUGAUGAUGAUACUGGGGAUCUACCUAGGAAUGUUCAUGUGGCCAUGAUAAUACUGGGGAUCUACCUAGGAAUGUUCAUGUGGCCAUGAUAAUACUGGAGAUCUACCUAGGAAUGUUCAUGUGGCCAUGAUGAUGAUACUGGGGAUCUACCUAGGAAUGUUCAUGUGGCCAUGAUGAUGAUACUGGGGAUCUACCUAGGAAUGUUCAUGUGGCCAUGAUAAUACUGGAGAUCUACCUAGGAAUGUUCAUGUGGCCAUGAUAAUACUGGGGAUCUACCUAGGAAUGUUCAUGUGGCCAUGAUAAUACUGGGGAUCUACCUAGGAAUGUUCAUGUGGCCAUGAUAAUACUGGAGAUCUACCUAGGAAUGUUCAUGUGGCCAUGAUGAUGAUACUGGGGAUCUACCUAGGAAUGUUCAUGUGGCCAUGAUGAUAAUACUGGGGAUCUACCUAGGAAUGUUCAUGUGGCCAUGAUGAUGAUACUGGGGAUCUACCUAGGAAUGUUCAUGUGGCCAUGAUGAUGAUACUGGGGAUCUACCUAGGAAUGUUCAUGUGGCCAUGAUGAUAAUACUGGGGAUCUACCUAGGAAUGUUCAUGUGGCCAUGAUGAUGAUACUGGGGAUCUACCUAGGAAUGUUCAUGUGGCCAUGAUGAUGAUACUGGGGAUCUACCUAGGAAUGUUCUUGUGACCAUGAUAAUACUUGGGAUCUACCUAGGAAUGUUCAUGUGGCCAUGAUAAUACUGGGGAUCUACCUAUUUAUGUUCAUGUGGCCAUGAUAAUACUGGAGAUCUACCUAGGAAUGUUCAUGUGGCCAUGAUGAUAAUACUGGGGAUCUACCUAGGAAUGUUCAUGUGGCCAUGAUGAUGAUACUGGGGAUCUACCUAGCCAUGUUCAUGUGGCUGUGAUGAUGAUACUGGGGAUCUACCUAGGAAUGUUCUUGUGACCAUGAUAAUACUUGGGAUCUACCUAGGAAUGUUCAUGUGGCCAUGAUAAUACUGGGGAUCUACCUAGGAAUGUUCAUGUGGCCAUGAUAAUACUGGAGAUCUACCUAGGAAUGUUCAUGUGGCCAUGAUGAUAAUACUGGGGAUCUACCUAGGAAUGUUCAUGUGGCCAUGAUGAUGAUACUGGGGAUCUACUUGGGAAUGUUCAUGUGGCCAUGAUGAUGAUACUGGGGAUCUACCUAGGCAUGUUCAUGUGGCCGUGAUGAUGAUACUGGGGAUCUACCUAGGCAUGUUCAUGUGGCUAUGAUGAUGAUACUGGGGAUCUACCUAGGAAUGUUCUUGUGACCAUGAUAAUACUUGGGAUCUACCUAGGAAUGUUCAUGUGGCCAUGAUAAUACUGGGGAUCUACCUAUUAAUGUUCAUGUGGCCAUGAUAAUAAUGGAGAUCUACCUAGGAAUGUUCAUGUGGCCAUGAUGACAAUACUGGGGAUCUACCUAGGAAUGUUCAUGUGUCCAUGAUGAUGAUACUGGGGAUCUACCUAGGCAUGUUCAUGUGGCCGUGAUGAUGAUACUGGGGAUCUACCUAGGCAUGUUCAUGUGGCCGUGAAGAUGAUACAGUAAACUACGGUUAUAACGAACUCAAAGGGACCACUUAUUUUAGUUCGUUAUAACCGUAGUUCGUUAUAAGCAUAUAUACAGCAUAUAUACAACAUAUGGCCGGGACUAAAAAAUAAGUUAGUUAUAUCAGUCAGUUCGUUAUAAGCAUGUUCGUUAUAACCGUAGUUUACUGUACUGGGGAUCUACCUAGGAAUGUUCAUGUGGCCGUGAUGAUGCUGGAGAUUUACAUAAGAAUGUUCAUGUGGCCAUGAUGAUGCUGGAGAUUUACAUAAGAAUGUUCAUGUGGCCAUGAUGAUGCUGGAGAUUUACAUAAGAAUGUUCACGUGACCAUGAAGUAAUUCUGAUAAUGCUGCAUAUAUAAUAACAGUAGGGUACAAAAAUACCUUGAAAAGUUUUUCUUGGAUUCUGCUGACAACAUAAAGAGCAGCGACCUUCACUAUGAUUAAUUAUGAUUCAAAUAAUCUAUUUUCUUUUAUAUCACGAUGUCAACACUGUAGCUGGGCAGAUAUGUCAAAUAAAUGUUCACUCCUGGAAGAAAGCAUGAAAAUUUGUACAUAGGGGUUAUGGAGUAUGCAGAAUCCGAUUUUAAUGGGAUCCACGCUUGCAAACCAAUGGUUCCCACUCAAAAUUGAGAAAUCCAAGAUGGCCACCAUCCGUAUUACAAAUUUCAAAAUAUGGCCGUAACUUUGGAUCUAUUUGACAUAGAAACAUGAUCUUGGUGGCAAAUAAUAGGUUUUCGGGGCCAAGGUAUGCAAUGAAAUAGUUUAAAACACGAUCAAAGAUGGCAGCCAUCCAUUUUACGAAUUUCGAUAUCUCUCCAUAACUGUAAUUUGAUUCUCACUCAGAAUUGAGAUUGAACAUCAAAUGUAUUAAUUUGAACCAUAAUUUAAAACAUAGCUUUUAUUGAUUUAUUUUUUUCUGUCAUCAGCACAUGUGAAUAAAGUUGUUGCAACUA
Haliotis rufescens (red abalone) is the source of this 4917-nucleotide messenger RNA. RefSeq names its product solute carrier family 13 member 5-like. Bases 169 to 1965 code for a protein of 598 amino acids. NCBI's taxonomy places the organism in Eukaryota, Metazoa, Mollusca, Gastropoda, Lepetellida, Haliotidae. Gene Ontology annotation, molecular function: transmembrane transporter activity. Gene Ontology annotation, biological process: monoatomic anion transmembrane transport. The transcript has 14 exons. Gene Ontology annotation, cellular component: membrane. The record is from RefSeq and is a predicted model, not a curated record.